Drosophila teissieri is the source of this 1400-nucleotide messenger RNA. RefSeq names its product 2-amino-3-ketobutyrate coenzyme A ligase, mitochondrial (gene Gcat). NCBI's taxonomy places the organism in Eukaryota, Metazoa, Arthropoda, Insecta, Diptera, Drosophilidae. Gene Ontology annotation, molecular function: glycine C-acetyltransferase activity; pyridoxal phosphate binding. The record is from RefSeq and is a predicted model, not a curated record. The transcript is spliced from 4 exons. Gene Ontology annotation, biological process: biosynthetic process; L-threonine catabolic process. Bases 98 to 1351 code for a protein of 417 amino acids.
UUUUUAGUCAAGAGCGAGUCGUCGAGCGGAUCUGGACACCAGCCAGCCAGAAAUACAUAUUCGCGAAUAGCAAUCUAUAGGAAAAACCAGAGGCAAUAUGUCUUUUUUCACAAAAUCGCUGCUCUUUCGUGGAGUGGGUGGGCGCCACUACAGCGCAGCGGCUCAGGCUCAAUUGAGGGAGAUCUUGGGCAGCCAGCUGGCCGGGAUUAAGGAGGCGGGCACCUUCAAGGCGGAGCGAAUCAUCACAUCUUCGCAGAGCACUCAGAUAACAGUGCAAGGCAGCGAUAAAAAGAUACUCAACUUCUGUGCCAACAACUAUCUAGGACUGGCGAACAAUCCGGAGAUCGUGGAGCACAGCCAGAAGCUGCUGGAGCAGUAUGGCGCGGGUCUGAGCUCAGUGCGUUUCAUUUGCGGGACGCAGGAUAUACACAAACAGCUGGAAAAGAAGAUAGCCCAGUUCCACGGACGCGAGGAUACCAUUCUGUAUGCCUCCUGCUUUGACGCCAAUGCCGGUAUCUUUGAGGCCAUCCUCACGCCGGAGGAUGCGGUGUUCUCCGAUGAACUAAACCACGCAUCGAUCAUUGACGGUAUCCGUUUGUGCAAGGCCAAGAAACAGCGCUACAGGCACCGGGACUUGGGGAACUUGGAGGAGCAGCUGAAGGCAAGCGAUGCUCGGCUCAAGCUGAUCGCCACCGAUGGUGUGUUCUCCAUGGAUGGAAACAUCGCACCACUGGCCCGCAUCGUUGAGCUGGCUAAGAAAUACAAUGCCCUGGUCUUCGUGGACGAGUGCCAUGCUACGGGCUUCUUUGGCGCCACGGGACGUGGUACCGAGGAGUACGACAAUGUCAUGGGUGAGGUGGACAUCAUAAACUCGACCCUGGGCAAGGCACUGGGUGGAGCAUCCGGUGGAUACACCACGGGACCCACCGAGCUUAUCUCGUUCCUGCGCCAGAAAUCCCGGCCGUAUCUGUUCUCCAACACCCUGCCGCCAGCCGUGGUGGCCGUUGGCCUGAAGGUGAUGGACAUGCUCCUCCAAUCCAGCGAGCUCACCCAGCGCGUCCAGAGCAACACGCAGCGCUUUAGGCAGGCCAUGACCAAGGCUGGAUUCACCAUAGCCGGCGAGAACCAUCCCAUCUGCCCUGUUAUGCUGGGUGACGCUCGGCUUGCCUCUAAGUUCGCCGAUGCGAUGCUAACCCGCGGCAUCUACGUUAUCGGAUUUAGCUAUCCGGUGGUUCCUCAAGGAAAGGCACGCAUCCGUGUUCAAAUCUCCGCUGCCCACACGGAAGCUGAAAUCGAUCGGGCCAUUAAUGCGUUCAUUGAAGUCGGUCGCUCUCUGAAAGUAAUUCAGUAAAAAUGGAAAUAAAACUGAGUCCAGUAUUGAAUAUUGCAUUUAUAUUAAA